Messenger RNA from Colius striatus (speckled mousebird), 3635 nucleotides. It is a transcript of the gene ERAP1, whose product is annotated as endoplasmic reticulum aminopeptidase 1. Bases 52 to 2817 code for a protein of 921 amino acids. The transcript has 18 exons. Gene Ontology annotation, cellular component: cytoplasm. NCBI's taxonomy places the organism in Eukaryota, Metazoa, Chordata, Aves, Coliiformes, Coliidae. Gene Ontology annotation, biological process: peptide catabolic process; proteolysis. Gene Ontology annotation, molecular function: metalloaminopeptidase activity; zinc ion binding; peptide binding. The record is from RefSeq and is a predicted model, not a curated record.
CGGGCCCGGCGCGGGAGCGGCCGCGGCUGCCCGUCAGCUGCAGCGGCGGGAAUGGCGGGGCUGCGGCGGCUGUGCGGGCUGCUGGCGCUGCUGAGCGCGCUGCUGAGCGCGGCCUUGGCGCUCGGCGGGGCGCGGGGCGAUGCGGCCUUCCCGUGGGAGGCCGUGCGGCUGCCCCGCCACGUCGUCCCGCUACACUACCACCUGCUCGUCCACCCCAACCUCACCACGCUGACCUUUUCCGGCACCGCCGCCAUAGAGGUGUCGGUCACCCGCCAGACCAGCUCGGUGGUGCUGCACGGCAAGCGGCUGCGCAUCAGCGGGGCAGCCGUCGGGGCGCGGGCGGUGCGGAUGAUAGAGCAGCCGUCCCUCGAGCAGCUGGCACUCCUCGUCACCCCGCCGCUGCACGCCGGCCACAACUACACCCUCACCUUCCAGUACCUGGCCAACCUCUCCGAGUCCUUCCACGGCUUUUAUAAAAGCACCUACAAGACCCGGGAUGGAGAGCUCAGAGUGCUGGCAGCCACACAGUUUGAGCCGACGGCUGCACGAAUGGCCUUCCCCUGUUUCGACGAGCCAGCCUUCAAAGCCAGGUUUUCCAUUAGGAUCAGGAGGGAACCAAGGCACCUCGCGCUCUCCAAUAUGCCAGUAGUGAAGUCUGUGAAUAUAACUCCCUGGCUUGUUGAGGACCAUUUUGAUACCACUGUCAGGAUGAGUACAUACCUUGUGGCCUUUAUCAUUUCGGAUUUUGAAUCCAUCAGCAAAGUAACCAGUCAUGGAGUUAAGGUUUCUGUCUACACGGUGCCAGACAAGAUCAGCCAAGCUGAUUAUGCCUUGGAUGCCGCAGUGAAGCUUCUGGACUUCUAUGAAGACUACUUUGGCAUCCCAUAUCCUUUACCUAAACAAGAUUUAGCAGCUAUUCCUGAUUUUCAGUCUGGUGCUAUGGAAAACUGGGGACUGACGACAUAUCGGGAAUCUGCGUUGCUGUGGGACCCUGAGAAGUCCUCAGCCUCUUCUAAACUUUGGAUUACUACAAUAAUAGCCCAUGAGCUGGCUCAUCAGUGGUUUGGCAACCUCGUUACCAUGGAGUGGUGGAACGAUCUGUGGCUAAACGAAGGGUUUGCAAACUUCAUGGAGUUCGUGUCAGUCAGCAUUACCUAUCCAGAGCUGAGAGUUGAAGACCAUUUCUUAAGGAGAUGCUUUGAUGCCAUGGCAGUGGAUGCAUUAAAUUCAUCACAUCCUAUAUCUACUCCUGUGGAAGACCCAGCUCAAAUUUUAGAAAUGUUUGAUGACGUUUCAUAUCAGAAGGGAUCUUGUCUAUUAAAUAUGCUGAGGGACUACCUGACUGCUGAUGUGUUUAAAGCUGGACUCGUGCAGUACCUGCAGAAACACAGCUAUCAGAAUACCAGAAAUGAAGACCUGUGGCACAGCAUGACAAAUAUUUGCCCUUCAGUAGGGGACGACAAAAAAGAACAACAGGGAGAUGGGUUUUGCAGAAGAAGCCCACAGUCCUCUUCAAAUGCGCACUGGACUAAAGGAGUGACUCUUGAUGUGAGGGCAAUGAUGGACACUUGGACACUGCAAAAAGGUUUUCCCCUGGUAACUGUCACAGUGAGAGGGAAGAACAUCCACCUGCAGCAGGAGCACUACCUGAAGGGAGCCGACUCUGCUUCGCCUUCAGGGUACUUGUGGCACAUUCCACUAACCUAUAUUACCAGUAAAUCUGACAUUGUGCAGAGAUUUCUGAUGAAAACUAAAGCAGAUGUCAUCAUCCUCCCAGAAGAGGUGGAGUGGGUGAAAUUCAAUGUGGACAUGAGUGGGUAUUACAUUGUGCACUAUGAAGGUGAUGGAUGGGAUCGUCUGAUUAACGUUUUGAAAGAGAACCACACAGUGAUGAGCAGCAACGACAGAGCAAGUCUCAUUAACAACAUAUUCCAGCUCGUGAGAAUUAAAAAAGUGUCAGUUUCCAAAGCAUUUGAUUUGACCUUAUACCUGAAACAUGAAAGACAAAUCAUGCCUGUAUGCCAGGGUUUGAGUGAGCUGAUUCCUGUACACAGGCUCAUAGAGAGGAGGGGUGUGGACACUACAGAAAAACAGUUAAAGGAAUAUAUUGUCAAUCUGUUUAGAGACCUGAUUGACUCUCAGUCAUGGAGUGAUGAAGGCUCAGUGUCUGAGAGGUUCCUCAGGAACUCACUGCUGCUCUUUGCCUGUGUGCAUGGCUACCAGCCGUGUGUGGAGAAAGCACAAGGAUAUUUUACAGAGUGGCAGAAAUCCAAUGGAACCUUGAGCUUGCCAGCAGAUGUGAAGACAGCAGUGUAUGCUGUCGGAGCACAGGUAUCCGAAGGGUGGGAUUUCCUCCUCAGUAAGUACCAGCUGCCCUCCUUCAGCCUGGAGAGAAACAAAAUCGAGUUCGCGCUCAGCCUCAGAGGGAGCAAAGAGAAGCUUCAGUGGUUAAUGGAUCAAGGUCUGCGUGGUGACAUUGUAAGAACUCAGGAUCUUCCACAUAUUGUCAUGUAUGUGGCCAAAAACCCUUCUGGCUAUCAUCUAGCGUGGAUGUUUUUAAAAGAAAACUGGGAGAAACUUGUAGAAAAGUUCGAACUGGGUUCGAAUUCGAUAUCAAGCAUUGUCACCGAUGUGACGAGCUGGUACUCAACGAGGUCACAGCUUGCACAGGUGAAAGAAUUCUUUGGGUCUCUGGAGGAAAGAAGUGCACAGCUUCGCUGUGUCCAGCAAGCUGUUGAAACCAUUGAGGACAACAUACAGUGGAUGGAUCGAAAUCUUGAGGAAGUCAAAGCAUGGCUGCAGAACAAGCAGCUGUAAGCUAAAGCAACUGGCACAUGCGUUGGCAGGAACUGAAAAGCACUGAAAAGCUGUGGAACUCUGUGGAACUUUCUGUUAAAAUCUGACUGAAAUGUUGCUGUUGUCACGUGUGCUCAGUGACAUUUGCAAGGACAGCGAGUCACUCACAAUGGUCUUUACGUCUUACCUGUGGGGUUAGCAGUCAGGACUCAUUGCUCCAAGGGGAGAAAUUGAUGUUGUGUCCUCAGAAGGGACAGUUACUUAGGAAAGCUCAGCUGAAAUUGUGGAGGUGGGAUUUUUUUGUUGGAGUGGAUUUUUUUUAACAGGCAUUUACAGAUGGCUGCCUCUGUUUACCUGCAGAAAUCUUUUAUAGCUCUAUUAAACUUGUUUUAAAGAAAUCCAACUAAUGGCUGUGCUUAAAAGCACUUGAGUUCUUUGCUCUUACAACCAUGCUGUUGGCAUGAUUCCAUCAUACUUAUUUCCUCUGUGUGUCUCACCUCAGUUUCCUCCGAUUCACGGCAGCUGACAGGAAUUUUCAACAAAGACAAAGACUUUGUGAGAAAUGCAUUAUCUGGAACUAAUCACAAGCUUUGGCUGUGCCUUGCUUGCCUUUCAAUGGGAUAGCAACUACAUCUGUCCGAGUGGUUAAAACCCUUUCAUCAGAAUCCAGGAGGGUUGCUGGGUUCCACUGUUAAGGGCAAACAACUGUUUUGUGUCAGGUGUGUGGCAACAUGUACAGUGUUUUUUUGGUAUUGCAGGCAUUGUUGGCUGUUGCUUCCUUUAAAAUGUUUUCAGAGUUGAAAAGGGGAUUUUACAAAAAAUUAAACGUGUUUCCAUGA